AUGAAAAUGCUAAAUUAUUUUGAUGGAGGUGAACUAAGGCAGUAUCAAAUUGACGGUGUGAAGUGGAUGAAUGCCCUAUUUAAAAAUGGAAUCAAUGGAAUAUUAGCCGACGAAAUGGGCCUCGGAAAGACCGUCCAAAUUAUAGCCUUGAUCUGUCAUCUUAUGGAAAGAAAAAUACCGGGACCGUACUUAGUAGUUGCCCCCCUUUCGACAAUACCAAACUGGGAAUCGGAAUUCAAAAGAUUUGCUCCCAGUGUGCCGGUUUUUGUAUUUCAAGGAAGCGAACAUGACAGAAAAGCACAACAUUCAUCGUUAAAAAAGAAAUAUACUAUUGGAGAUUUUAAAACGCAUGCCGUAAUUUUGACCACUUAUCAAGUACCUCUGCAGAAUCAAAGAACAUUCCCUUGUGAAAUUCAAGGAAAGACAGGAUGA
This is a messenger RNA of Psylliodes chrysocephalus, 432 nucleotides long. Lineage: Eukaryota; Metazoa; Arthropoda; Insecta; Coleoptera; Chrysomelidae. The record is from the annotation of a GenBank genome assembly.